Molecule: messenger RNA, 2103 nt
Organism: Uloborus diversus
Lineage: Eukaryota; Metazoa; Arthropoda; Arachnida; Araneae; Uloboridae
Product: probable maltase-glucoamylase 2
Exons: 20
Coding region: 1-2103 (700 amino acids)
Biological process (GO): carbohydrate metabolic process
Molecular function (GO): carbohydrate binding; alpha-1,4-glucosidase activity
Source: RefSeq, a predicted model, not a curated record
AUGGCUGUGGAGGGCCAAAAGAAUCUGUACGGCGUACAUCCCUUUUAUCUUUGCGUAGAAAAGGAUCAGAAAAGCCACGCAGUACUGCUGCUCAACAGCAAUGCAAUGGAAGCCACGCUUAUGCCUGCCCCCGCUAUUUCAUUUCGUACUAUUGGCGGAGUGUUGGACUUCUUUCUGAUCGUCGGGGACAAUCCUGAGCACGUGAUACAACUUUAUACUUCGCUCGUGGGAAGACCCAGAAUGCCACCUUACUGGGCCCUAGGCUUUCAACUCUCUCGAUAUGGAUACGACAACAUGGAAAAUCUGAAGAGGGCCAUAAACAGGACGAGAAGUGCUGGAAUCAUUCAGGAGGUGCAGUACUUGGACAUUGACCACUUUGAAGGAAAUAAGGAUUUUACUUAUGACAAGGAAAGGUUUAAGGAUCUCCCAGAGUUUAUAACCGAUACCAAGAAACAGUACGGGCUUAAAUGGAUUAUAAUCCUAGACCCAGCCAUUCCAGCUGCCACCAAUUAUGAUGUUUAUGAAGAGGGUAUUAAAAAGAAGGUAUACGUGGAGCGAUCACCGCCGUGGUCUAAGGAAAUGUUCCCGGAACACGUUCGAAAUGAAACAGCUGUCUACGGAAAGGUGUGGCCAGCUGAUGUGGUUGCCUUCCCGAACUUCUUCCGCGAUGAAACAGCUGAUUGGUGGACAGAAAGCAUCGUAAAGUAUCAUGAUACGUUAGCGUUUGACGGACUGUGGAUUGACAUGAAUGAACCUGCUAGUUUCGAGACAAACUCCGACCAUCCUUUCUACUGCGAAUCUUCUUGGGAUCCUCCUCCUGAGGAAUGCUGGAGCCUCAAAUGCCCCACCAGCGCAUUGGAAGACCCACCAUACAAUCCAUUGAAGAGCAGCGGCACCACAAGAUUGUCAACAAUGACUCUCUGCAUGGAAAGUCAGCACGCAGUGAACUCUGACACGUCUUUCAAGCACUACGAUGUCCACAGUUUGUACGGAUGGAGUCAAAGCAUUCCCACCAUCAAGGCGGCUGUACAAGCAACAGGGACUAGAUCUGUGGUCAUUUCGAGGUCCACUUUCCCCUCUAGUGGUCAAUUCGCUGGACAUUGGCUCGGGGACAACAGAAGUAUUUGGCCAGACUUGCAUAGAUCUAUCAUAGGAAUGCUGGAAUUUAACCUUUUUGGUAUACCGUACAUUGGUGCCGACGUUUGUGGCUUCAACGGAGAUACAACACCAGAAAUGUGCAAACGAUGGAUGCAAUUAGGAGCGUUCUACCCCUUCUUCAGGAAUCACAACGGAAAAGAUCAAAGGGAGCAAGACCCCUUAGCUCUAGGACCUGACGUGGCUGCGGCUUCGAAGGACGCCGUGGAUCGUCGCAUCCGCCUCAAUCCUUACCUCUACACCCUAUUCUACAGGGCGCAUAUGGAUGGCAGUACCGUUGUGCGACCCGUUUUCCACGAAUUUCCAGAAGACGAGAUUGCUUUGAGUUUAGAUACACAGUUCAUGUGGGGAUGUUCUCUUCUUAUUACGCCUAUUCUAAAAGAGGGAGCUAAGAGUGUACCUGUGUACUUACCGAAUGAUGAAUGGUGGUAUUUCCUUUAUGAAGAGAGCGUAAAGGAACCAGUGUCUAGCACGUACGUUUCGAAGAGCAGCACGGAAAAGCAUAUACCAUUGCACGUGCGAGGAGGUACUGUUCUCCCAAUCGGAACCAAAGUACACGGACCAGAGUCAAAAGAACUUAGCAACAGCCAUAUUCAACUUUAUGUCUUCCCGAAAAAUGGCAGAGCUAAAGGUGAACUCUUUGUUGACGAUGGUAUUUCAAAUGAAAAUAUUGAAAAGAGGCCUUAUUUCAUCUUCACUUUUGACUAUCAAAAUUGUUCCUUAACGAUUGAUUCGAUAAUAAACCACAGCGUAUUAGUAUCUCCAACUCUUGACUCCAUUGUUGUGUUUGGUGUGGGAAAUAUUGCCAACGUUUACAGCGAACACCAGGUCUUAAAAUUUUAUAUGGAUGACGAAAAAAAGAUUAUGACAGCUUAUGUGGAGAGUAGUAUGACUUCAAUCGAGAGCAUCACGUGGAGUAAUGCCAUUGGCGAAUGCGACAUGCAAUGA